UCAGGGUCACACAGGCAGCAGUUUAAGGGAUCACUUGUGAACGCCAGCUCAUCCCGGGACGAUUUCAGAACCUCAGACGAGCGCACCGGUCCAGUUGGAGGCUUACAGAUCCGAGACGCAACGGAAAAGAUUCACCUGUACCACUUCUUGACAGCCCUGCUCAUCUCAGUCUGGACUCCACAGCACCGCUACCUGUCUGAUAGUUGUGUGUGCGUUUGUGUGCAUGUUUUAUGUGUGUUUCUGCUUGAUUACCCAUCAAUCAGUGCGUUAGUAUGCAGGGUGCUUGUGUGUCAGUUUUGUGUGUGUGCAUAUGUGUGUCUGUGUUUCUCCGCAGUGCGAUUUCACAGUCACACAGAGAAACUGACACCUACACGGAAUGCACUGAUGGGUAUAAGUGGGACUCUCAAACUGAGCACUGCAAAGACAUAAACGAGUGCGAGACCAUCCCAGACGCCUGCAAAGGGGAGAUGAAGUGCUUCAACCACUAUGGAGGCUACCUGUGCCUUCCCCGCUCUGCAUCGGUUAUUCCUGCCCCGGAGCCCCAAAACACACCCACCGAGACCUGUCCCCAGGGCUACGAGCCACAUGGAGACAGCUGUGCGGAUGUCAAUGAGUGCGAGCGGGAGGAGCACGACUGCCAGCCAAGCCAGGACUGCAUCAACACACUGGGGGCCUUCACCUGUCAGUGCCCCGAUGGUUACCGCAAGGUGGGCACAGAGUGUAUCGACAUCGAUGAGUGCAGGUACAGGUACUGCCAGCAUCGCUGCGUUAACGUCCCCGGUUCCUUCUCCUGUCAGUGUGAACCUGGUUUCCAGCUGGCCGGAAACAACCGAUCGUGCAUCGAUGUGAAUGAAUGUGAGAUGGGUGCACCGUGCUCUCAGAGGUGUUACAACACGUACGGCACGUUUCUGUGUCGCUGUGAUCAGGGCUACGAGCUCGGGCCAGAUGGCUUUACCUGCAACGACAUCGACGAGUGCAGUUACUCCAGUUACCUGUGCCAGUUCCAGUGUGUCAACGAGCCUGGGAAGUUCUCCUGUAUGUGCCCUGAGGGAUACCAGCUGCAGGGCAGCAGACUGUGUCAGGAUGUAAACGAAUGUGAAACAGGUGAACAUCAGUGCACCGAGACGCAGACUUGUGUGAACAUCCACGGACGGUACCAGUGUGUGGACAACAACCGCUGCCAAGAUCCUUACAUCCAAGUGUCUGACAACCGCUGCGUGUGUCCGGUCAGCAAGCCUGGCUGCAGAGAUCUGCCCUUCUCCGUGGUCCACCGGUACAUGAGCAUCACCUCGGAGCGCUCCGUCCCCUCAGACAUCUUCCAGAUCCAGGCCACCAGCGUGUCGGCGGGGGCUUACAACACCUUCCGCAUCCGCUCAGGGGACGACAAUGGAGACUUUUACAUCAGG
This is a messenger RNA of Nematolebias whitei (Rio pearlfish), 1406 nucleotides long. RefSeq names its product EGF containing fibulin extracellular matrix protein 2a (gene efemp2a). The record is from RefSeq and is a predicted model, not a curated record. Gene Ontology annotation, molecular function: calcium ion binding. Lineage: Eukaryota; Metazoa; Chordata; Actinopteri; Cyprinodontiformes; Rivulidae.